CAGGGACUGUAAAAAAGCCCCACGGCUGCUGAACCUUUGGAGUUUGAUAUGAUGAUUAGGGAAUAACCGGAGUGACACGUCGCAAACUCUCCAUAAUCAAGGAGACCUUUUUCCUGGGUGGUGAUCUCCAAAAUUGCUCAGUGAGCACUCCUAAUUAACCUGAUUUUUUGCUGAUAAUCAUUCACAAUGGAAUCAAAUCACAAAUCCGGGGAUGGAUUGACCGGCACACAGAAAGAAGCCGCUCUCCGUGCAUUAAUUCAGCGAACGGGAUAUAAUUUGAUCCAGGAAAAUGGGCAGAGGAAAUACGGAGGCCCACCUCCUGGCUGGGAUGGCCCUCCACCAGAGAGGGGGUGUGAGAUCUUUAUUGGGAAACUGCCCCGAGACCUCUUUGAGGAUGAACUUAUACCACUAUGUGAAAAAAUUGGCAAAAUCUAUGAAAUGAGAAUGAUGAUGGACUUUAAUGGCAACAACAGGGGCUAUGCCUUUGUGACCUUCUCAAAUAAACAGGAGGCAAAGAAUGCAAUAAAGCAACUCAAUAAUUAUGAAAUUAGGAACGGGCGUCUCCUUGGAGUCUGUGCCAGCGUGGACAACUGCCGCCUGUUUGUGGGAGGGAUCCCCAAAACCAAGAAGAGGGAGGAAAUUUUAGCAGAGAUGAAGAAAGUCACAGACGGAGUCGUGGACGUGAUUGUCUACCCUAGUGCGGCUGAUAAAACCAAAAAUCGGGGCUUUGCUUUUGUGGAAUAUGAAAGCCAUCGAGCAGCAGCCAUGGCCAGGAGAAAACUGCUGCCAGGAAGGAUCCAGUUGUGGGGACACCCUAUUGCAGUUGACUGGGCAGAACCUGAAGUGGAGGUGGAUGAGGACACCAUGUCAUCUGUAAAAAUUCUAUAUGUGAGGAAUCUCAUGCUCUCAACCACUGAAGAGACCAUAGAAAAGGAGUUCAACAACAUCAAACCAGGUGCAGUAGAGAGAGUAAAGAAAAUUAGAGACUACGCCUUUGUGCACUUUAACAAAAGAGAAUAUGCAGUGGAAGCUAUGAAAGCCUUGAAUGGGAAGGUGGUGGAUGGGUCCCCAAUUGAGGUGACGUUAGCCAAACCUGUUGACAAAGACAGCUAUAUCAGAUACACCAGGGGCACAGGCGGCAGAGGCACCAUGCUACAAGGAGAAUACACCUACGCCUUCGGACACGUGUACGACCCCGCCACCGCCUACCUGGGUGCCCCAGUUUUCUACGCACCCCAAGCCUAUGCAGCUAUCCCCAACCUUCACUUCCCCACCACCAAGGGGCUCAGCAACAGGAGCAUCAUCCGGCCCCCAUCCAUUCGAGAAAUUUACAUGAAUGUACCUGUAGGGGCUGCGGGAGUUAGAGGACUGGGAGGUCGAGGCUACCUGGCGUACACGGGCCUGGGCCGCGGAUACCAGCUCAAAGGAGAAAAGAGGGGAGAGGAUAAGCUCUACGACCUUUUGCCAGGAAUGGAGCUCACACCAAUGAACCAUGUCACGCUAAAGCCCCAAGGGAUCAAACUCGCUCCUCAGAUCUUGGAAGAAAUCUGCCAGAAAAACAACUGGGGACAGCCUGUUUACCAGCUCCACUCUGCAAUUGGCCAAGACCAAAGACAACUCUUCCUAUACAAAAUCACCAUCCCAGCACUCGCCAGCCAAAACCCCACCAUACAUCCCUUCACACCGCCCAAGCUCAGUGCCUAUGUUGAUGAAGCCAAAACCUACGCAGCAGAAUACACCCUUCAGACACUGGGGAUUCCCAUGGAGGGAGCAGAAGUGCCUUCUGUAGCACCACCUUUUCCAGGAUAUACCAUUGCUAAUGCAGCUGCGACCGUCACAGCCACUCAGCUCAAGCAAGCAGUGACUAUGGGACAAGAUUUAGCAACAUACGCAGCCUACGAAGCCUACCCCGCUUUCGCAGUUGCUGCGCGCAGUGAUGGCUAUGGAGCAUUUUAAUCCUGUCUUUAAUCAAAUUCCCUUAAAUUAAGCACAGGCAGAAAACAAAUCUCAGUCUGGUAAUUCUUAAACCCUCAUGAUUUUAAACUAAUCUGUUGCCUAAAGUUAGUCAGAAUGUCUUUUCUGUAGUUCUUUAGUUUUAGGAUACUAGGGGGAAAAGAAGAAAAGAAAAAAAAAAGGAGAAAAAUCACUCAAAAUCAGAUUUUCAUGUUAUAAAGCAGAAUAUCAGCCCAGAAAAUGCAUGGUUCUCAGAUGUGUGCAUAUACAUACAUAUAUAUAUGCAUAUAUACAUAGAGUCCAUUGUGUAUGUGUUUACAAGCAACAACCUGUGCUGAAAACAGUCCCACGGACGUUGUGUCCUGAGACAGGGGAAGGAUGGUGUGUCUCCAGGAAGCCCCUCUGAGCAUCAGGAGUUCUCCAUUCACCCCAAAAUUUCUCAAGCCAGGCAGAGGAAUGAGUAAAAGCAAAGAUUGCCCUUUGGCCAUUUGGAGGUUUCCAGUUUGCCUCUUAGUGCCUCUGAGCAUCCUGUGCCACCAGUGCUACAGGGAUGCGUUCAGACAUCUCAAGCACCUUUUAAACUCAUUUUGGCAUAGCCAAGGAAAAAAGACUAUCAUAAAUGUGUCUGCCCACCUCUAACAGGCUAGUCUGCAUGCUCUUGAAUUCUAAUUAGAUUUUUAAAUCAGGAGGAAAGCAUUCAGCAGAGCUUUCCCUCUUACUUUGCUACUUCCCAGCCAUACCCACAAGUCACAAAACAGCAAGUAACAGUGUAUUUUUCCCAGCUCCUAUCAAAUGGCACUUUCAGUGAAAGACAGGAAAACUUUUAGGACUAUUAAGGUUGAGGACCAGAAAAAUACUUAUCACUGGGGCCAGUUCUCUACUUAAUUAGAGCACAAGAGGCCACAGCCAAGUAGUAAAAGGCACCUCCACAAGAAUUAAAUUAUAUACAGGGAACCUUUUUGACAGGAUAGAAAGAGGCUUGCCUGGCUGUAAGUGAUGCUUUACACAUUAAAGCAAGGCUUCUGGUUGCUGCAAUUCUUGCAAAACUUAGUUUAGUGGAAAAGGGUUCAUGUCAAGUAAAGGUACCUCUUAUUUUGGAGAACACCAGUAAGCAUCCUUUAGGUUACAGCAGGAAGGCAUUAUCUGUUCUUUUUUGCCAUCAGAUUGAGGCAGGAGUAAUAAUGCUCUAUAGAUAUAGGGGAAACCCAGUGUUAGAAAAAUACUGCAGACAGCUGAAUCCUGUCUAAUAUAUCCUAUAAAGUAAUGCACACUAAGAAAACUUUAAUCUACUCAGU
Messenger RNA from Neopsephotus bourkii (Bourke's parrot), 3248 nucleotides. It is a transcript of the gene A1CF, whose product is annotated as APOBEC1 complementation factor. Gene Ontology annotation, molecular function: mRNA binding. Lineage: Eukaryota; Metazoa; Chordata; Aves; Psittaciformes; Psittacidae. Bases 187 to 1956 code for a protein of 589 amino acids. The transcript has 12 exons. The record is from RefSeq and is a predicted model, not a curated record. Gene Ontology annotation, cellular component: nucleus.